Hypoxylon trugodes is the source of this 4727-nucleotide messenger RNA. RefSeq lists its product as uncharacterized. The record is from RefSeq and is a predicted model, not a curated record. The transcript has 5 exons. NCBI's taxonomy places the organism in Eukaryota, Fungi, Ascomycota, Sordariomycetes, Xylariales, Hypoxylaceae. The coding region runs from base 520 to 4602 and encodes 1360 amino acids.
AAUGAAAAUAGUCCAAGCCUGUGUUAAGUAACAUCUAGUUCAGCUAUAGUUGCUUCGUAAGAGUUACUUCUGAAUUGUUGUUGCUUUUCCGCAAAGCUUCACCUCAUCAAGUACUACGUCGCUCUAGGAGAAAAACAGGAAACAUGGGAGUAAGGGUAGCAUGGCAGAAGCUCUUGAAGGGGGUAUGUACGUCGGUCGAUGUUGCCAUAUCAGAAACCUUACUAUGACACAUGACAUGAUAUUAAGUUUUCACCAUCGACGCCUUCCUUCUAUCCUCAAGAAAAAAGGAAACAUCCAACAUCGAUCAGGAAGGCACGGUGGAAAUAACGUUUCAAACGCAAAUUCUCUUCCCAUCUCCCAUUUCUCAAUCUAAGUCCCUCUUCUUUUUUUCAUUCUCUCACUCCAUCGCUCACCAUCUUUCAUUCUCAUUAUCACCCUGCUUGACUCAACCAUCGUCAUUCGUUAUUUAUUACUUCAACCACCUGCAAAGCAUACCACAGAUUACAGAUCACUUCGAACAUGCGGAACAACGCCCUUGUGGGCGUCCUAGGGGCUCUCGGGCUCGUAGGAUCGGCCACAGCACAAGCAUACGGCAAUGGACAUACAACCACCGCCGGCGGCAAUAGUGGAAGCGGUAGCAAUGGCAAUGGAGCUGGUAGUGGCACUGGCAACGGUGCCGGUAGUGGUGCUGGUAGUGGUGCUGGCAAUGGCGCUGGAACCUGUCCCGUUGGUGAAUCCACUAUCUUCGUUACUGUUACUCCUUCUGUUCUGCCCACCAUCGUGUCCACCGUCUAUUCUACCAUUGUUUCCACUGUCGGUUCGGGAUCUGGAUCUGGCCAAGGUGGCCAAGGUGGUUUCGGUUCCUCCGGUACCAAUGGUUUCCAGCCUUCCACUUCGCCAAUUGGUUGGUCUCCGUCUAGAACCAUUACUAUCCCAUGUAACACUGAGUCGUCUGGAGGAGUUCCCUGGUCUACUGAUUUCCUCACUAUCACUCUGCCCCCUGCUCCUACCAACACCGGUUCUUCUAGCGGCCCCUACACUUAUACUAUUGUGAGCCCUGGUGGUCCUCAGUCCGGCUCUGGUGUACCAGGCAACGGUGGCCCUGGCGGACAAGGUGUUCAACCAUCGGGAGGCAAUGCAGGAGGAGUCACAACUAUCUACCCCGGCCCAUUCGGUAUCUCUUCUUCACCAGGCCAAUAUCCCUUCACAGAGACAUUGUCAGGAGGAGGCAAUGGAGGAAGUCCCCCAUUCGGUACUAUCACAAUUACAGCCCCUGGAGGAUCACCAAGUGGUGCUGGCCAAGGUGGUCCAAAUGGCCCAGAGACUUCUGAGACGAUCGUUGUCGUUUGGCCAUCUGAGUCAGCUGGAUACCCUGGUGGCCCGGGUUCUCAAGGAGGUCCAAACGGUGGUAGUGGGUCUGGUGGGUCAGGUGGCUCUGGCGGCACUGGCAAUCCUGCUACUACAACUCCGUGUGAGUCUACUGGCAAUGCUGGAGGCGCAGGUGGGCCAGGCGGCCAAGGAGUUUCCGAGACCACAAUUUGGACCGCACCAGGUGGGUCUGGAAAUGGUGCUGGAGGUCCCGGAGGUCAGAGCGUUCCUUUCACUAUCACUUUGAGUGCGCCAGGAGAAUCACCAAGCAAUCCCGCGGGCGGCUCGGAAGGUCCUGGAGGCUCUGGAGUUUCAGGUGGUCAGAGUGGUCCUCAGACUAUCACCAUAACUGCCCCAGGAGAAUCGCCAAGUAGUCCUGCCGGUGGCUCCGAAGGACCUGGGGGUCCAGGUGGACAAGGCAUUCCCGAAACCUUCACCGUCACAGUCCCAACCGGAUCGCCUGGUAACCCCGAGACCUCACCCUGCCCGGAAGGGAGCGGCUCUGGUCCAUCGGGAGCGUUCUCAGGCUCUACUCCAGAGGUCAUCACAGUUACCGGCACCGCAAACAACCCCGAAGUUCCAGGCGGACAAGGUAUCCCGUACACCGUAACCUUGACAGCACCAGGCAUUUACCCAAGUAACCCUGCCGGCGGUUCUGGCGGCUCUAGUGGUCCUGGUGGUUCUGGCGGUUCUGGCGGUUCUGGCCCCGGUGGCUCCGGAGGUCCCGGCGGACAAGGACUACCAGGCAACGGUGGUAACAACCCCCAAACGGUCACUGUAACUGGUCCGGAAGAAUCUCCAAGCAAUCCUAGCAGCACACCAUGCCCUGAAGAAAGUUCCACCCCGCUCGUUGUUACCGUCACUGGCACUAAUCUCACACCUGGCGCCGUCGAGACCAUUACGUUUACAGCACCAGGCCUAUCACCGGGCAAUUCUGCUGGCGGACCCGGAGGAGCUGGCGGUCAGGGUGUUCCCCACACUAUUACAGUAACAGCACCAGGAGAGCUGCCAAGCAAUGGAGCUGGAGGGCCUGGAGGUUCUGGAAGUGGCCAAUCAGGCAAUCCCUCAGGAGGGCUCGGUGGCCCAGGUGGUCAAGGUGUACCCCCGACUUUUACAGUUUCAGGACCCGGCGAAUCGGCAGGCAACUCCGGAGGAUCGCAAGGCCAGGGUACAACUCCAUGCCCAGAGGGCGAGUCCGGUUCUGUGUCGCACCCGAAUACAAUCAUUGUCACUGGCCCCAAUGGCGGCUCUGGUGGAGGCAGUGGCGCUUUUCCGACAGCAGUCACUGUCACCGUCCCUGAAAACCCAUCCGGAGGUUUAGGCGGUAAUGGAGGCGGGAACCCAGCACUUCCGACAAUUACCGCGACCGCUCCUGGAAAUCCAUGGGGAGGCCCCGGCGGCAGCAAUGGAGGCAAUCCUUCGUCACCCGGUUUUGGUUCUGGAAACCCAUCUGGGGGAGCCGAAGGUAGCAAUGGGGGCGGUGCGUAUCUACCAACUAUCACUGUGACUGCCCCUGGAUCUGGGUCUGGAUCUGGUGCAGGUACAGGUGCAGGGUCGGGAUCUAACGGUGGCCCUGGUGGACAAGGUAUUCCAAAUGGACCUGGAGGAUCUGGCGAACCCACUGUUACUGUGACUGGUCCCGGAGAGCCAGGUGAGCCAACCGUUACUGUUACCGUCCCAGGGGGUUCGGGAGGUUCGGGAGGUUCGGGAGUUCCAGAGGGUCCUGGGGGCUAUGGAGGAAACCCUUCAGGUCAGCCAUCCAGUGGCCCUGGAGCAUCUGGAAUUGGCUCUGGUGCUGGUGUAAGCGGCAAUCCUGAUGCCGGUACGCCAACCGACUCCGUCCCAGCCGGUGGUUAUGGAGCCGGCCAUCCAACACCUCAAAUUGGUGGUUCGGGCUCUCAGUCUGGAUUUACAGCUGGACCUGGAGGACAAGAGACAGUCACCGUCAUCUCUACUAGAGCAGGCGGUCCAACACACACAGUGACUAUUCCAGAGGAAUCUUUGACAGCAACGGCUGAACCUUCUGCAAACCAAGGCGGCUCAGUUCCAUGCGACACGAGUUCUGGUUCUGGUAUAUCGGGGGCUCUCCCAACUAACACUUUCUCUCCUUCACGAUCCCCGAUAUCCGUCGUACCGACCAGCGGUUGGAAUGCCACUCCAACGGAGUCAAUCCCCGCUGUGUCUCUUCCUCCUGUCCCUAGCUUCCCAGCGCCUGUUGCCGCACCGUCGAUUACUGAGAUUCCGACCGGUCCCUUGGUGGAAUGUGUGAAAAUGACUUCGGUAACGAUGGCUUCGAAGACGCUCUCAUGGUGUGCUCUACUUGCAACAGUAAACAGCAUAGACACCAGUACCACGCUACCCGAGGAAACUUACGUUACCGAGCAAAACAGCGUUUUCAAUGCGGCCCCAACUCAAACCACUGGAGGCUAUAUCUUCUCUCGAGAUAAUGCCGAAUUACCCGGUCCAUCCACACUAGCAACGGUCGUCGUACGCUCACCUGCUUCAACCACUAAGUCUCUCUCCCAGAGUGACGGACCUUCGCCUCCCGCCUGCGGGAACCGGGCCGAUCUGGGCGACUUCACAUUCAACUUCGAUGACCUUCCACCUCUCGGAGGAGGCUCGAAGGCGAUGCCACUAUUUAGCCCUUACCAUCGAUUUUAUUUCUCGUCCGGGUUCGAUGUUCUUCCUCCACCACCUGCUCCGUUUGACCCGUCUUCCGGGAACCUAAUGAUCCAAUUCACACCAUCGUCGAUUUCCAAUCUUACCGAGCCCGGUGUACCCUCUGAUACAGCGAAGAUCAGCGUUGGCCCACAGAUAUCAUCGUCUUGCUUCCCAUUCAACUUCAACGGGUUUAGUCUUGGGUGCGAUUCUCAAGAAUCCCCUUGUGUCUUUAACUUCACGGGACUUCGAUUUGAUGAGCAAUCUCGACAAGAGAAGGAAGUGGUUUGGCAAACAGCAAGUGUCCCAGGAUGUCCUUCAAUGAGCCACUGCAAGCUUUCUCCCGUGGUUUUCACAGGAUUUGAUCGACUUACAUCAGUCCAAAUCAGCCUUAAGGUGGACGAUGUGCCCAAAACCUGGUGGGCAGAUGACCUUUCGCUUGGGUGGUCUGAUAACCAGUGCGAGAAGGCAGACUGUCGUUCUAAGGUGCGCGAUACGACUCGCAAGCGUGAUGACGGCUCCAAAGACCGAAAGUCCAGAUCGAGACUAUUGGACUUCGCGCAAUUCCGCGGUUGAUCCGUAGCGCUAGGGUGUUGUAGGUGGGAGUCUUGUGCUCGAUACUCGACUUAAUUUGCUACUUGAUAGAAGGUUUGCUUGAGAUGUAGGUGGUGCCCGAUUGUAGAUGAGGUUAUUGCCUCAGU